AGCGCCCCGGAAGUGAUCUGCGGCGGCUGCUGCAGAGCAGCCAGGAGGAGGGUGGAUCUCCCGAGAGUGGAGCGGCCGGAGUCCUCUUCCUCCUCCUCCUCCUCCUCCUCCUCCUCCUCCGGCCGCCCAGGUUCCCCCGCCUCCCGUCUAACUCUUGCUGCUCCUUGGCGGAAUAUCUUCCUGAGGACAAGGGCUGGGCACCCUCCGGCCGGAGUCAGCGCAGCCGCGGCGUCUGGAGUCCGUAGGGCGGUGGACCGGCUCGCGGUGCAGAUUCUUCUUCAUCCUUUGGUGAAAACUGCAACAAAAGAUGGCUGCAAAUAAGCCCAAGGGUCAGAAUUCUUUGGCCUUACACAAAGUCAUCAUGGUAGGCAGUGGUGGUGUGGGGAAGUCUGCUCUCACUCUGCAGUUCAUGUAUGAUGAGUUUGUGGAGGACUAUGAGCCUACCAAAGCAGACAGCUAUCGGAAGAAGGUAGUACUGGAUGGGGAGGAAGUCCAGAUUGAUAUCUUAGAUACUGCUGGGCAGGAGGACUAUGCUGCAAUUAGAGACAACUACUUCCGAAGUGGAGAGGGUUUCCUCUGUGUCUUCUCUAUUACAGAAAUGGAAUCCUUUGCAGCAACAGCUGACUUCAGAGAGCAGAUUUUAAGAGUAAAAGAAGAUGAGAAUGUUCCGUUUCUGCUGGUUGGUAACAAAUCAGAUUUAGAAGAUAAGAGGCAGGUUUCUGUAGAAGAGGCAAAAAACAGAGCUGAUCAGUGGAAUGUCAACUAUGUGGAAACAUCUGCUAAAACACGGGCUAAUGUUGACAAGGUAUUUUUUGACUUAAUGAGGGAAAUCCGAGCCAGAAAGAUGGAAGAUAGCAAAGAAAAGAAUGGAAAAAAGAAAAGGAAAAGUUUAGCCAAGAGAAUCAGAGAAAGAUGCUGCAUUUUAUAAUCAGAGCCCAAACUCCUUUCUUAACUUGACCAUACUAAUAAAUAUAUAAUUUAUAAGCAUUGCCAUUGAAGGCUCAAUUGACUGAAAUUACUUUAACAUUUUGGAAAUUGUUAUGUAUCACUAAAAGCAUGAAUUGGAACUGCACUGAAAGUCAAAUUCACUUAAAAAAAAGAAAUUAAUGUGGCUUCACCAAGAAGCAAAGUUCAACCUGUUUCAUAAUUGCCUACAUUUAUCACGGUCCUGAAUGUAGUGUGUGAGCUUGUAUUUUGAGGGCAGUCUUUCUUGAACUGUUAAAUAAAGAGGUAAAAUGGGGGGUGGGGAAUGGGAGGAAAGGCUACUUCCUCUGGCUUAUUAUUAUAAAUCUUAAAUUUUAUAUCAUUUUAAAAUGUCUUGGUCUUCUACUGCCUUGAAAAAUGACAAUUGUGAACAUGAUAGUUAAACUGUACCACUUUUUCUUUUAACCAUUGUUAUGCAAAAUAUAAACGAAAAAGUGAUUGGCAUGGUUGUUGCAUAUUGUUCAAUGAGAGUAAUUCAUCUGUGAACCUGCAUCAUUUACCUGGUGAUUAAGUAAGAAAAGUGGUGUGAACUUGUAUAUGAAAAUUUUUGAAUAUGCCUUAAUUUAAAAACCGAAAAAUACCCGGUUAUACUAUUCUGGGUGUGUCCUCCCUGGCUCCAUGGGCCUGUUAUCCCAUGUGUCCUGGUGAGAGAAUGUAUAUGCCUACUAGGGAGUACAGCUUUUGUAUAGAAGAUUGUUGAGAAAUAACUGUCUACUAGGAGUCUGUCCAAAUUUAAAAUGUGUGCCAUACUCUGGUUCUUGAAAAUCAGGUUUCAGAGCUCCUUGAUUGCUUUGAAUAAACUAUAAGGUGGUUUAAAAUGAAGGGCCAGCAGAAACUUGUAAGAUGAUUUUAGACUGUCUAAGAAUUCAUCAUUCAUUAUGCUUUAGUGAACCAUUUUUUCUUUAAGCUGCUGGUCCCUGGAAAUCCCCUUUUGCAGGUGGUGAGCAUGGAAUUGUUACGUUUUUCAUUUCCUUGGAGCAGGGCACAGGAAAAACAUCCAUAGUGCUCUAAUGCAUUUAGCUCUAGGACACUUUGGGAAAGUAUCCAUGCUUGCCACCAUUAAUUUCUAAGUUUGUACUCAUGAGGUAACAGUUUGACAAUACUGGAGUUGUUAGGGUUGUUUGUAGUUAUUUAUGUUCCUAAUGAAGAACACUGUAACUACAUUUUCCUAAAGUUAACGUCAAGCAAUCAAACCUGUAUAUAAUGCAGAAAACAUGUUUGGCAUACACAGACCAAACAUUAGGCCUGCGUGCUAUGUCACCAUCGUGUGGUGUUUUCUCCCAGUGGAAGAAUUCUAGCACAUUAUUUGGCAACGUAAUUUCAAUGGGAAAUAUGCCACUGUCAAAUUUUCUUUCCUUUUUGGAAUAGGGCUAGGACAGUUGACUGAACAAAGUUUAUCUUUCUUUUUGUUCAGUCCUGAUUUCAAAAGGUCAAAGAUGUAUGUGUUCAGGCAUUCCAGGUAACAGGUGUGAACGUAAAAUUAACAGAAAUAGGCAUUUUAGGAACUCUUUAGAUAUUACAUCUAGCUUGUCAUGUUAAAUAUUUGUCCUUCAGAAGUUUGAGAUGUACAUCUUUUCAUAUUUUUCAUAGGCUAUGCCAUGUGCAGAAUUAAAGUUACCCAUGUAACACUGGCCCAGUGGGGGCCCAUCGAUCUCAAUGUGUACUCAUUGCAGUCUUAUUUAACCAGGGGUCCUAACCACUAACAUUGUGACUUUGCUUUGAGACCUUUCCUCUCCUGGGUACUGAGGUGCUAUGAAGCCAACUGACAAAGAUGCAUCAUAUGUCUUAGGCUGAUGCCACUACCCAAUUUGUUUAUUUGCAAUUUGAGCCAUUUAAAGACCAAUAAACUUCCUUUUUAAAAA
Orycteropus afer afer is the source of this 2846-nucleotide messenger RNA. RefSeq names its product RAS like proto-oncogene A (gene RALA). Gene Ontology annotation, cellular component: plasma membrane. Gene Ontology annotation, biological process: Ras protein signal transduction; regulation of exocytosis. Gene Ontology annotation, molecular function: GDP binding; GTPase activity; GTP binding. NCBI's taxonomy places the organism in Eukaryota, Metazoa, Chordata, Mammalia, Tubulidentata, Orycteropodidae. The record is from RefSeq and is a predicted model, not a curated record.